GCUGCUGCUGCUGCUGGGAGUCGGCCUCAUCAGAGGGAGGCUUCAGCUUCCGGCGGCGAAAGAGCCUCGUGAGAGGCUGAGGCGAGGCCUUCCUCGUCAGCCUUCCGUCACCGCUGUCGCACUGAAUGGGGCUGCGAGCGGCUCGGCUGCGCCCGCUCCUGAAGAUAAGCCUCCUUCUUCACCUCGCCGUCUGGUGAGCGGUGAGGCCGCCGCUCCUCUCGCUUCAUUCUCCGCAGGAAACCUCCGCCAGCCUCCUUCGGUGCAGCAGGGCCGUGGGCGUGGUGUGGGAGAGGGUGCCCUGGGGCUCAGUGGGUCCAGGAACAAGGGGAGGUGGGGCUAAGGGGCCCCUGAUGUUUUCCAUUUGGGGCCAGGCGGGAUAAGGAGAGCAACCCCCCCACUCCAAAUAUAGAGGCCUGUGGCUUAAGCAGCUGUCAACCCUAUUUGGGUGGUAUGUGGAAGAAGACGAUGGAGUCGAUAGUGAAUCUGCGUUGAGAAAAAAGAAGGGUUUCUGCCCACCAGACCCUUCCCCCUUCCCUAAUCCCAGACCCUGGGAUCCAGGACUCUGACUUCUGGGGCAGGACUUUUGGGUAUAAACAUGAACAGAUACCUACCAGUAGCUCGGCAACAUUUCCUGGCUGCACUAGCCAGCACCAGUGUGGUGGUAAAGUCCAUCUGUGCCAUCGUCAUCCUGCUCUACCUUCUCUCCUUUGCUGUGGACACAGUGUUUGGACUUGGGGUGACACCUGGGUAUCUCUUCCCACCCAACUUUUGGAUCUGGACGUUGGCAACCCACAGUGUUGUGGAGAAACAUAUCUGGGAUGUAGGUGUGAGCUUAGCCACUAUAGUUGUGGCAGGAAGGUUAUUGGAACCACUAUGGGGAGCUCUGGAACUUUUGAUCUUCUUUGCAGUGGUGAAUGUUUCUGUUGGACUCCUGGGGGCCUUUGCUUAUCUUCUUACCUAUAUGGCAUCAUUCAAUCUCUCUUACCUGUUUACUGUUCGCAUCUAUGGCAUGUUGGGCUUCCUUGGUGGUGUCUUAGUGGCCCUCAAGCAAACCAUGGGAGACAGUACUGUCUUGAAGAUACCUCAGGUGCGGAUGAAGGUUGUUCCUAUGCUCUUGCUGCUGCUCCUGGCAGUUUUGAGAUUGACCACACUCAUUGAAAGCAAUGUCCUGGCCUCUUAUGGUUUUGGGGUCCUCUCCAGUUGGAUAUAUCUCCGUUUUUAUCAGAGGCACAGCAGAGGACGUGGUGAUAUGUCAGACCACUUUGCAUUUGCUACAUUCUUCCCUGAGAUCCUACAACCAGUGGUUGGCUUGCUGGCAAACCUUAUACACAGCAUCUUGGUGAAGGUGAAAGUAUGCCGGAAAACAGUAAAACGUUAUGAUGUUGGUGCCCCUUCGUCCAUUACCAUCAGCUUGCCUGGAACAGAUCCUCAGGAUGCCGAACGAAGGAGACAAUUGGCCCUGAAGGCACUGAAUGAGCGGUUGAAGCGAGUAGAAGAUCAGUCAGCAUGGCCCAGCAUGGAGGACGAUGAUGAAGAAAGUAGCAAGGUCGAUACGCCAUUGCUAGCUGAGAAGAGCCGGGACUUUGUCACUGCAGGAAAAUCAGCCGGCCAGGAAUCCAGCAUCAUUACCUUUGAGGAUGACCCCUCGCAGUUGUGACCAUGAAGCAUCUGCUCUCUUCUGCCUGUUCCUGUAUGUCAGAGCUGCUAAUGAUCCUUCACAUGCUCUCCCUCACAGUGCUGCCUGUUCUGCAGGGAGCAAAGCAAAUGUCUACUGGCCCUGAGAGGCUUCCUCCUUCCUUUCAACAUUUAUUAGCCACACAUGGAUGAUGCCAGCUCUCAGGACUCUUCUGGUGAAAACUGUUAACUGUUGCAGACCUGAGAUUUUGGUUCUUCUCUUCAUUGAGAUUUACUCAGAAUUGGCAGGGAAGGAGAGAGAAUCCACAACUCCUCAGCUCAGUAAGGAGCAUCUGUCUGAAUAAAAAGCCCUGCGAGAUCACCCUUAAUCAGUAGCUGCCAUUGUGGCUAUUAACACAUGUAUGUUUGUGUGUAGCUCCUUUUGGUGGCAAUUCUGGUUAAUCUGUGUAGGGCCUUGUACUGGUGAAUCAGCUCCUGUUUUGAGCUCUAAAUGCCAGACUAAUAUGUUAGCCCCACCAAGGCAUCACAGCGCAAGCUCAGCAAGUGAUACGACACUUUCCCUCUUGAUUUCAUUUUAU
This is a messenger RNA of Elgaria multicarinata webbii, 2213 nucleotides long. RefSeq names its product transmembrane protein 115 (gene TMEM115). The coding region runs from base 596 to 1657 and encodes 353 amino acids. The transcript has 2 exons. Lineage: Eukaryota; Metazoa; Chordata; Lepidosauria; Squamata; Anguidae. Gene Ontology annotation, cellular component: Golgi apparatus; membrane. The record is from RefSeq and is a predicted model, not a curated record. Gene Ontology annotation, biological process: retrograde vesicle-mediated transport, Golgi to endoplasmic reticulum.